Molecule: messenger RNA, 1779 nt
Organism: Nymphaea colorata (pocket water lily)
Lineage: Eukaryota; Viridiplantae; Streptophyta; Magnoliopsida; Nymphaeales; Nymphaeaceae
Product: cysteine-rich receptor-like protein kinase 44
Exons: 7
Coding region: 1-1779 (592 amino acids)
Biological process (GO): protein phosphorylation
Molecular function (GO): protein kinase activity; ATP binding
Source: RefSeq, a predicted model, not a curated record
AUGGAUGGCAUUACAGGCAUCAAGUUCCUUGCAAUUCUCUUUCAUCUCUUUCACGUUGCCAAGGCCCAGCUCAGUUCCUGCCCCACCUCUCCAACCGCCUACACAGCCACCUUCGAGAAAAACCUCAAGACCCUCGUGGCCUCUCUCACAGCCAAUGCCUCCUCCCUUCCUGGCUUCUUUUACAACACCACGGUGGGCAAGGAGCCGGACCAAGUCUAUGGCCUGGUGCAGUGUCACAUAGAUGUCUCGGCCGAUGAAUGCCGCAGUUGUGCAGCAAUUGCUGGUUCUCUGAUCCUCCUGUUGUGCGCCAACUUCAAAGCUGGUGUGGUUUGGGAAGAAAAUUGCCUCUUGCGCUACUCAAGUGACAAUUUCUUUGGGGUUGCAGAUUUCCCCAGAGAGGCCCUGCAGAACAGCAAUGCCAUCUCUAAUCCCUCACAGUUCAGGCCAAUUGUGCUAUCCUUAUUCAGCAAACUCACCGGGUUGGCUACCACCAACAAGUCUUCCCUGUCGUACGCCACCGGUGCCGUUCCCUACGCAGACAACGUGACGGUCUAUGGAAUGGGGGCUAGAAUUUUAUCUGGAAGUUGUGUUCUGAGAUACGAGAUCUACCCAUUCUUCGGAAAGUUUUCAAAGCCGACGGAGUCGCCGUCCCCGGCGGCUAAUUAUGGGCCCCGCUCUCCUGCAUUACCUCUGGAUAAUCAUUCAGAAAAAAUGAUAUAUGAAAGGGAGACAUCAUUGCUUGACCUAAACGGGCCGAAUUACCAGCAUGGUACAAACUAUGAAGUAGCAAUGGUAGGACUUAAGACGGUUCGAGCAGCCACACAUAACUUUUCAGAGUUGAACAAACUCGGCCAAGGUGGAUUUGGUCCCGUCUACAAGGGUAUUCUCCCAGGUGGACAGGAAAUAGCAGUCAAGAGGCUUUCCCAAUAUUCGGGCCAAGGCAUAAGGGAGUUCAAGAAUGAGGUUAAACUGAUAGGAAAUCUUCAACACAAGAACUUGGUAAGGCUUUUGGGGUGUUGCACGGAGGAGGAGGAAGUGCUGCUCAUUUAUGAGUAUCUCCCCAACAAAAGCCUUGACACCUUUCUCACUGAUCCACAAAGGCGAGUAUUGUUAGAUUGGGAGACGAGACUCAAUAUUAUGAUGGGGAUUGCAAGGGGCAUGGUUUAUCUUCAUCAUGAUUCCCGACUCAGCAUUAUCCACCGCGACCUCAAAGCAGCCAAUGUUUUACUCGAUGAGCAGAUGAACCCUAAAAUUUCAGAUUUUGGAAUGGCAAGGAUCUUCAGUGGCAAUCAAACUCAAGUAAACACCAAAAUAAUUGUUGGAACAUAUGGAUACAUGGCUCCGGAGUAUGCUAUGGAUGGUUUUUUCUCCAUUAAAUCGGAUGUCUACAGCUUCGGCAUCUUACUCUUAGAAAUCAUCAGCGGCCAACUCAACAGAAAGUUCAAUCAUUCCCAUCAAGAAGCUCGUAGUCUUGUUGGAUUUGCAUGGAUUUUGUGGAAUCAAGGGAUGGGACUUGAAUUCGUGGACCCACUGCUAAGAGAGACAAGCCCUGCUCGUGAAAUAUUAAGAUGCCUACGUAUAGGCUUGCUCUGUGUUCAAGAAGAUGCGGAAAGUAGACCAACCAUGUCUUCUGUUCUUCUCAUGCUUGGGGGUGAAUGUUUGGCACUUCCGAUGCCGACGGUACCUGCAUUUUCGACGAGAAAAAUCAAAGAUGGUUCCAGCAAAUCAGAAUCUUCUUCCGUGAACGGGGUUACAGAUACUGAAGUUAAUCCAAGGUAA